AUGAACGAUUACACAAACUCGACGGUGACGAAACACGUUAAACUCCAUAUUCCGCCGCCGAAAGAAUUUUCCAACUGGAACGGCUUAAAAGCUGACUCAAAAUAUCGCUUGAGACUUCAAACGAGUUGCCCGGAGCCAAUUGACUUGGAUAACCCGGCAGCAAUAAACAAAGCAAAAAAUAACUCAAAACGAAUAGAAUCCUUUAUGGAAGUCGAUUUCGAGACAAAUGGACCCCCAAUGACGUCACCUAUGGAUGUUGCACCAGACAAUGCUUUGGCAUUAUUGACUCCUGUCGUGUUUAAUAUUCCCCCUGCUGAAGACAAAGAUGGUCCGUUAUUUUAUUCAGUGGGAAUUGUUGUGGAUGGAAAGCGAUUGGUGUUGGAGACGGGAUACGAUUUGAGAGAAAUUCGAUCACAAAUUCCUUUUAGUGAAAAACCAAUUGAAACGUUUUAUAAAGUUUGUGAUAUUUACAAAGCUUGUAAGGUUCAAGAAGGACCAGAAAUAACAGUAAAAAUGUCAUCUGAGAUCAAUUUUGAUUUUUCACGAAUGCAAUUGGAUGCGAUAGAGUCAGGACUGGAUCGAGGCGAAUAUAAUUCAUCGUUGAAUAAUAUUUUGAUUGUUGGAAUGACAUUAAAGCACUUGCCUGACGACCGUAUCUACAAGGAAUUUCAUCAGAACAUCAUUAAACUGAUAAAGGCCGAGUCGAAGCGGAUCCACAAGACAUAUGACGACAAGUCAAUCUACAUGUCGGACAAGGAGUUAUUCGAUUACGUGCAGAAUGUGAAAUUAAUUUUGGAGACAUUCGAAAUACGGGACCGUGAAUUGAUUCAGGAGCUGUUGUCGUUGCUGGAGAAAAUUACCGCACUGAAGAACGAGGAAACGGUCGCUCGUGACAUUAAACGUCGUCGUCGGAAGCGCCAAGUUACGGAAAGUCCCAAAAGUCCCGUUGUCAAGGAAGCUGUCGAUCUUUUAAACUUGAUGGACCCGAAUUUAGUCAUGGAAAAAUUACGUUGGAUGUGUCUCGAUAAGAAAAGCACCGUGGAAGUGAAUAACAUCGAAUAUCACGUAAUCGCCUUCAACACUUCUGAUAUUCCUGAAAAAUUCCGAGUUCCCAAUAAGGGAUCCGGUGAAUGGACCGCCACUGUCGUUUUAAAGAAUUUGUACGAUUUUGACAACAAUUUCGAAUAUUGCGUUGGAAGUGCCUUCAAUCAAAGCGAAAUUCCUGUUUACAACGUUUUUCUUUUCUCGCGAAAUUUAAUUGCGAAAAAUUUCACGUUUGAGUCGCCAAAGGAAAAAUCCUCGAUGGACAUUGCCAUUCACUUGAACAACACGGUAAAGCCGGAAAAUGUUGCAUGCGAGAUGUUCGUGAACGCAAAGUGGGAUGACACAGUUUGUAAGCCAUCGACUCUUAUUUCGCCAAAAACGCUGACAUGCACAUGCGACACGAACGAAGCGUUUCGGGUGAAAUUUGUUAAAGCACGACCAACGCAAGUCACGGAAUCAGCAGGAGAAAGUCUCAUACCACCAACGGAAAUCACAAAAAGUAUGGAAGUGACAACGGAAAAAAUACAAGUAACGUCGCCAGUGGAAGCGAGUCCCGUGCCAAUAAAGACGCCUGAAAAUGGAGCAGCGGGAUCGACAUUGGCAACUGUCGGUUACUCCGCUCUGGGACUUUUAGCACUCGGCGGAAUUUUCGGAGCAAUUUCUCUCUAUUUUUAUCGUCACAGCAAAAAAAGAGGAAAUUCCUUUGCUCUCGAUCUACAAGCAAUCGCAGCAGAAGCUCGUACCAAAACACCUGGCAUAACUUAUUCACGAUUCCAAGAUGAGCAUAUGAUGCAAGGGGAUCACGUCAAUUUCACAUCAUCAAGUUAAACGGAUUGCAUGAGCAACCAUGAGAAAUGUUUCAUUUUUCACACAAAAUUGUGAUAAAUUAAUGGGAAAAAAUAUUUAAAUUAAUACUGUGCGCAUUUCUGAUGCGAUUUUAAUCAUAAAUAAUAAUAAAGUGGUAAAUUGUAUUUAAAUCAAAUGGAAAUGCGUCGGACCCAGAU
Messenger RNA from Culicoides brevitarsis, 2048 nucleotides. RefSeq lists its product as uncharacterized. The transcript is spliced from 5 exons. Bases 1 to 1872 code for a protein of 623 amino acids. NCBI's taxonomy places the organism in Eukaryota, Metazoa, Arthropoda, Insecta, Diptera, Ceratopogonidae. The record is from RefSeq and is a predicted model, not a curated record.